GAAGAUGCGGUCAUACACACAGAAUCCCGGGCCUUCUGACUCGCCGGGCGGGAAGAUGUCAUCAUUGCCAAGAAGAGCAAAAGUAAAGGUCCAGACUGUGGUGUCCAAAGAUGAAUUCUCUUCCUUGUCUGAAUUAUCAUCUGCUUCUGAAGAAGAUGACAAGGAAGAUAGUGCCUGGGAGCCCCAAAAGAAAGUCUCCAGAAGUCGUAAGCAACCUGUUCCCAAAGAAUCCAAACCAAAGAGGGUGCCACGAAUGAAGAAGACCACCCAACAGAUCAGUGAUGGCUCAGAAGGCGUGGCUGUUAAGGAAGAGCUGAAUAACUCUGUGGCUAUUGCUGAUGUUGAUUUGGAAGACAGAAAAAAUAAAUUGGAAUGCGUGAAGACUCUGAAAACAGCAAAGACAAAACGGAAGAAUUCAUCUCAGUCACCUUUGGGUCAGAGGACCAAAAAGCUGAAAGCUGAUGAAGAAACAAACAUGGCCAACACCGCAGAGACACCAUCCACGAGCACCAUGUGGGAAGGUUCAUGCAAGAAGGAAGAGAAUGAAGAUGACUUUACAUUUGGUCAGUCCCCUUUAAAGAAAAUGAAGACUGAAACAUGUCCUCAGGGGCAGCCCGUGAGAUUUCCAGCAAAUGCCAAAAGCAUUAAAGAGGAGGUGGAAAUGAACUGGGACAUAGUACAGGUUUUAUCUGAGAGAACGAAUAUUGAACUUUGGGUUUGUGCCAACAUUAUUCGUCUCUUUAAUGAUGAUAACACAAUUCCCUUCAUCAUACGGUAUCGAAAAGAGCUUAUUAAUAACCUCGAUGCUGAUUCCUUGAGAGAAGUUCGACAAACCCUGGAGGAGCUCCGGGCUGUUGCAAAGAAGGUUCAUAGUACAAUCCAAAAAAUUAAGAAGGAGGGGAAGAUGUCUGAGUGCUUGUUAAAAGCCUUGCUGAACUGUAAAACUUUUGAAGAACUAGAACAUGUGUCAGCUCCGUAUAAAACUGGGAGCAAAGGCACCAAAGCCCAGAGAGCAAAGCAGUUGGGAUUAGAAGGAGCAGCCAAGACACUCCUUGAGAAUCCAGGGGAGCUCAAUCUGCUAUCUUAUAUUAGACCCAAUGUAAAAGGACUUUCAGCCCUCCAGGAUAUAGAAACAGGAGUGCAGCAUAUUUUAGCAGACAUGAUUGCUAAAGACAAAGACACGCUUGACUUCAUUCGGAAAUUGUGCCAAAAUAGGUAUAUUUGUAUCCAGUCAUCUCUGGCAAAGGUGUCCUCAAAAAAAGUAAAUGAGAAGGAUGUUGAUAAGUUUCUGCUCUACCAGAAUUUUUCAUGCAACAUAAGAAACAUCCAACAUCAUCAGAUUCUGGCAAUUAACCGGGGAGAAAAUUUGAAGAUACUGACUGUCAAAGUCAACAUUUCUGAUGGAGUGAAGAAUGAAUUCUGCAGGUGGUGCAUCCAAAACAGGUGGAGACCACGUGGCUUUGCAAGGCCAGAGUUAAUGAAGAUCUUACACAGUUCACUCGAUGAUUCUUUUAAACGCCUUAUUUAUCCUCUCCUCUGUAGAGAGUUCAGAGCCAAACUCACAUCAGAUGCAGAGAAGGAAUCAGUAAUGAUGUUUGGACGGAACCUUCGUCAGCUCCUUUUAACAAGCCCUGUUCCAGGGCGCACCCUGAUGGGAGUGGAUCCUGGUUACAAACAUGGUUGCAAAUUGGCUAUAAUUUCUCCUACCAGUCAGAUUCUUCAUACUGAUGUGGUUUACUUGCAUUGUGGACAAGGCUUCCGAGAGGCAGAGAAAAUAAAGAGGCUUUUGCUGAAUUUCAACUGCAGCACGGUGGUGAUUGGAAAUGGAACUGCCUGCCGGGAAACAGAAGCUUACUUUGCUGACCUGAUAAUGAAAAAUUACUUUGCGCCACUGGAUGUUGUUUACUGUAUUGUCAGCGAAGCAGGGGCGUCAAUCUACAGCGUCAGCCCUGAAGCUAACAAAGAGAUGCCAGGGCUGGACCCUAAUUUGAGAAGUGCAGUUUCCAUAGCAAGGCGUGUACAAGACCCAUUAGCUGAGCUGGUGAAAAUCGAGCCGAAGCACAUUGGAGUUGGAAUGUACCAGCAUGAUGUAUCUCAGACUUUACUCAAGGCAACACUGGACAGUGUUGUAGAAGAAUGUGUCAGCUUUGUGGGAGUGGAUAUUAACAUCUGUUCAGAAGUUUUGUUAAGGCAUAUUGCAGGACUCAAUGCCAACCGAGCCAAAAAUAUUAUUGAAUGGCGAGAGAAAAAUGGGCCCUUCGUCAAUCGAGAACAGCUAAAGAAAGUGAAAGGUCUGGGUCCAAAAUCUUUCCAACAGUGUGCUGGCUUCAUCAGAAUCAACCAGGAUUAUGUUCGAACAUUUUGCAGUAGUCAGCAAACUGAAUCUGCCGGUCAAGUUCAGGGAGUUGUGACAUCUUCAGCAGGUGUUGAGGUCACAAAUGAGAAGCAGGGCAAGAAGAAGAGCAAAACUGCAGUGAAUGUUGUGCUGAAGCCAAAUCCUUUGGACCAAACUUGUAUUCACCCGGAAUCGUAUGACAUAGCGAUGAGGUUUUUGUCAUUCAUCAGAGGGACACUGUAUGAGAUUGGAAAACCUGAAAUGGAACAAAAAAUAAAGUCGUUCCUUGAAAAGGAAGGAAUAGAGAAAAUUGCCGAAAGUUUGCAAACAACAGUUCACACCUUACAGGUCAUUAUAGACGGUCUCAGCCAGCCUGAAAGCUUUGACUUUCGAACAGAUUUUGAUAAACCUGAUUUCAAGAGAAGCAUUGUCUGCUUAGAAGACCUGCAAGUUGGGACAGUUCUUACAGGCAAAGUGGAGAAUGCCACUCUGUUUGGAAUUUUCGUAGAUAUAGGAGUGGGGAGAUCAGGGCUGAUUCCCAUACGAAAUGUAACAGAAGCAAAACUUUCUAAAACAAAGAAGAGAAGGAGUCUUGGACUGGGCCCUGGAGAAAGAGUGGAAGUCCAAGUACUCAACAUUGACAUCCCCCGAUCGAGGAUUACUCUGGACCUCAUUCGGGUGUUGUGAGUGUCACACUAAGGUCAAACACUGAUUUUAUUUUCUCAUUUCUAGAGAUGGGCAAGAGUAAGUCAGGUGUUUGUGAAUUCUAGGUAGCAGAUGAGAAAGAAUUCACUAUCAGAAGUAUUUUUCAAACAGUUUCCUUACUUUUCCUUCUGAAUAAAUAGGAAACUAACAGCUCAAUUUCUUUUCCCCUUAAAGAAAACGACUAAUAGACAUCCUCUUGUGGUUUUAUUUAGUAAUGACUUUCUGACCCAAAUUUUAUUUUUUGUACUUCAUCUUUGACUCCUUUUGCAUUUUGUAUAGCAGAUUGUCUUUUCAUUUCUACUUGCCAGCUCGCCUUGCUGGACUUGUAUGAAAUUGUUUUCUUGAUUUGAACUGUACGAUAUUUCUUGACAUAGGGCAGGCAGUGGUUAGCCCUCCCUUUUUACAGCUUUUUUUAAUUAGGGCUUUUGGACUUGAUUCAUGAUAUUCUCUUGCCAAGCAAAUAAAAAAUAUGCCAAUUAUAUAGAUCCUGAUGUGUUUGUAACCAUCGAAUGAAUGGCUCAAAACAUUUCUGAGAAGUAUAUAUGUAUUGAUCCCUACAAUAAAGUUCUGUGGCUAGUGACCUUGUUUUUGUUAUGUUGAUUUAGAGAAUGACCUAGGAGUCCUUCUUGAUUAAAGAUAUGGCACAUAUUCAUGCAAAUUUCAUAUAAACCCAACUGUGCCUUUGGGCAAGAGGGAAGCUUCUGGAAACUUGAAGAAUGGCAUUCAGUUUGACUUUGCUUAGCACAGAAGGUAUUUUCUUUCUUAAGCUUUAGAACUAAACCUCAAAUGGGGAAGGCAAUGGCCUUCUUAAAGAUUGACUGUAGAUGAGGUGUGAAGGGGCAAGAAAAACAAGUAGAUAAAGCAAGUGACUCUUAACUCUGUUUUUAUUCAAUGGAGAUGGUAAGUAUUAGCAUGACCAUUCAGGGUCAAAAUUAUUUAAAUAGAACGCACACUGGACUGGGGUCUUGUCCAUUCUGGCUGCUCUGGCUAAUUUGCUUAAUGGAGUCAUUUGCAUGACUGAAUAAGUACCUGGUUUUCUCCGGGUAAAAUGAGUGGAGGAUGCUUACUACAGAGGGUGACUAGCCCUGCUUUUUUGCCUGGGACAGUCCUAGUAAACACUCAUUGCCUGGUAGAGAUUUUUCAUAGUACUUCUUUUUAUUCCCAAACUGCCCCACUGUUCAUAAUAAAUCAUAUGAUCAUCUUAGUAGUAUAGUCCCCUACAGAGUGGUAAAUUAGACUGUGUUUAUUGACAGUUCUAUCUGGUAGUUUGCUAAUCUCAAAAUAUUCAGUCUUCCAACUGGUGUACAUAGAUCUUUUUAAUGCGGCAGCUCCCUUAAAAGUUGUGUAACUCAAGGCUUGUUUUCCCGACAGUUUCAUUUCUGAAAUGCUUUUCUUUCUUUCUUGACUGGUCUUCACGUGACAAUGGAUCUUAUUGUUGUAACUUUAAGUUGACCUUCCUACUCCUUCCAGUGUUCUUCCUGGUUCAUAAUUUGUAGAUCAGUGAUGAGUAAUAUGCAUCCAGAGAGUCUUAUUCUGAAGCCUGUAAUGUAAUUUCAAACAAAUGCUUGUUUUUAAUUGAGGCAUAAUUGGCAUGUAACUUUAUAUUAGUUUCAGGUAUACAGCAUGAUUCAAUAUUUGUAUGUAUUUCAAAAUGAUUACCGUAAUAAAUACAGUUAACAUCUAUCACCAUAUAUAGUCAAACAAGUGCUUUUGGGAAGAGGCCUUCUUCUUGGCCACUUUGAAUACCAGAACCAGAGCAGUGGAAGCAGCUCCAUUCACCUGGUCGCUAAGCCCUUGUAGACACAGGGAGAACUUGAUAUUGCACUAGCUUGCAUGGUUUGUCCUGUCUAGCCCAAACAUAGUGGAAGCUCUGUAAGGCCUAGCCUGGGAAAAGUGGGGCAUGUCUCUUUUGUCUUGUACCCCUAGAAUGUAGCAUGGCACUUGGUGGUCAGUAUGUUCAAUUAAUCUUAGUCCCUGUCCUUCCAAUAAUCCACAAUGUGCUUUUGAUCUGGUGUCUUUACUUCUCUGAACCUCCUUUUCCCAAGUUUCAAAUGGCGAUGUUGGUAAUAAAGCAUUCAUUCUCCCAGAAUUUAUUGGUGGCCUCCUGAGUGCCAGGCCUGGUGCUGGACACUGACCAUACAGUUAUGAUGGAAAAAUAGACAUUAUCCCUACCCUUAUGGAACUUAGAAUCUAUUGAGGAAAAAAGAAUCAUUAACCAAAAAAUCACAUACAAAUAUAAAAUUACAAGCAGUUUAAGCAAUAUAAUGGUGACAGCAUGUAAUAGAUAGGUUUACCUAGUCAGAAGUGUCAGAAAAUGUUUCAGUGGGGUUUGACUGAAAUGUGAAAGAUGACCAGAAGUUAACUAGGACAGAUAUUUCGUUGACCUUAACAAGAGUUGUUUCUGAUGAAUGCUGGGGAGUGAGUGCCUGAUUGGAGUGGGUUUUAAAAGAGAGUGGGAGGAGUUAGAUUGGGGAUAGCGAAUAUAGACAAUUUGUUCCGGAGGUUCGGCUGUCAAGCAAUAAGAGAAAUAGUACAGUGGUUAGAGGAGAGAAUGGAGUCCAGAGAGAGUUCUUAUAUUUUCUUAAGAAGAAAUCAUAAUAUGUACAAGUGGAAAUGAGCUAGUAAAACUGGAAAAUUUGAGACAGGAGACAGAGGAGAAUCGCUGGAAUGAUAUCCUUGAGUGGAUGAGACCAGGUGGAAUCUAGUACACAGUGACUGGUCUGAGAUAGAAAUACAAACAGUUUGUCCAUAUUAACAAAGAUUGUAUGGGCCCAAAUAUAAGUAGGAGAAUGUGGUGAUGGGAGCCCACUGAGGGUCUCCUUGGGUCGCUUCUAUUUUCCUCAUUGAAAUAAAAAGGAAGGUCAUCGUAGGAGCCUGAAGAUCUGGGGUAAAGGGAGUGAGAGGUGUGAGAAGAAAGGAAAAGGAAAGAAAAGGAUGAAAGAGUGAAAAGUCUGGGGAAAUAGAAUGUGACUUCCAGGCAGUGUUAAGUGUUCCACUGAGGGGUAAGGUCAGUCAAGUGGAGGAUCAGUCCACUUGCUUAUAUAUUUUUCUUCCACCACAGCAGCUGGGUGGGCACAGGUAGAGAGGUAGCUCUAAUCAGGUUUGGGAAUUUGCCAAGCAAGUAAAAUGGACAGAAAGGCAAGGAAGUUAAGGGCAUGUAGACAAAGAAAUCAUUGACCGUUGAAUUUAAGCUCCCUGAGAAGAAAAGAAAGAGUAUAAGGGGAGAAUGAGGGGCAGUGAAAAAGUACAAGAUUAAUGAUUAUAGAUCUUGAUGGAGGAAUGUUAGAGUGGGGAUAGCAGAGGACGUAAUAGGUGAAAGAGUGGCCGUCAGCAGUGGGAUGCUUAACUCUGAAAUGACGGGUUUCGGGGUUGCGGUGCUUGGUAAUUACAAAGGGUAGGGAAUGAUCACGGGAAUAAGUAGCAGAGGUAAGGGACAAGGAUAAGAUCAAUAGAAAAGAGGAAGACAAGGAACUGAAACUUCGGGAAAGAUUAUGUGGAUAAUGAGUUUAGGAGGCUAUCACAGUAAUGCAGGUGUAAAAUAAUGGUGGCUUGGACAAGAAUGUUAGUGGUAGAAAUGGUGAGAUGAGGUGGGAUACUGGAUGUAUUUGGAAGAUGAAGGCAGAACCAAGCAGGAUUUCCUGGUGUAUUGGAUAGAAAAUGUGAGACAGAAAAGAGUCUAGGAUGGUUUUGGGCCGAAGCAACCACAAGGAUGAAAUUGUUAUCUACUGAGGUGGACAAGGCUGUCUUGGACAGUUUUGGUGAAGGACUUGAUUCAGGACCAGUUAAAUUUGAGAUCCUCAUUAGACAUCUAAGUGGAGAUGCCAAAUAGUCUCUUUCAGCCUAAAGUUCGGGGGAGAAGGCUGGGCUAGAAGUGUCGGUAGUCAGCAGCAUAAAACUGUACCCACAGCCACAAGGCUGCAUAAGAUCACCAAUGUGUAUAAAUUCUUUGAACAUCUCUGUAAGGGCAGGAACCUGUGUUGUCGUGGCAGGGCCUGCCUAGGUGGCUAUUGAGAAUUCUCCCCUCCUUCCUUACUAAAAGAAUUCUGAUCUGAGGGGAGCAUAAUGUGACUAAUGGACAUGGAUGUGGCCGUGUGGUGUAGUCCUGGCCAGUGAGU
Molecule: messenger RNA, 7155 nt
Organism: Ailuropoda melanoleuca (giant panda)
Lineage: Eukaryota; Metazoa; Chordata; Mammalia; Carnivora; Ursidae
Gene: SRBD1
Product: S1 RNA binding domain 1
Exons: 21
Coding region: 5-3022 (1005 amino acids)
Biological process (GO): translation; nucleobase-containing compound metabolic process
Molecular function (GO): mRNA binding; structural constituent of ribosome
Source: RefSeq, a predicted model, not a curated record